This is a messenger RNA of Momordica charantia (bitter melon), 4125 nucleotides long. NCBI's taxonomy places the organism in Eukaryota, Viridiplantae, Streptophyta, Magnoliopsida, Cucurbitales, Cucurbitaceae. The record is from RefSeq and is a predicted model, not a curated record.
AGAGCACAUAUAUAGCCGAAAAUGGAGGGAAAGGAAGCGGAAGGUAUAAAAUGAUGUUGAGUUCGGCCAUUUUUGUUUCGGUGGAGGUCUCGGAGAUCCGGUGCUCUCGCGCUCACCUACCGAACGUCAAUUCUUUCACCAAUCUCUCGAGGGCAAUCGAAUCCCACCGCCGGUCCUCCCCCCCAAGCACCGCCGGUCAAUUCUAUUCAGUUAUCCGAAUCCCGAAGCAUUUUGGAUUCUAUCGAUCUUUGCGUCACGAUCGCUCCACCGGAGUUCCGAAUCGGAGGUAUCUGUUUGUUUUAAGGGGAGCAUUGGGGGUUCCUUCUCGUUAGGGUUGAAAGAAUCGGAAUGGUUGCGGGGCAAGUGAUGAUGCCUGUGUGUGAAAGUUUGUGUUUCUUUUGCCCUGCAUUGCGCGCGAGGUCGAGGCAUCCUAUCAAGCGAUACAAGAAGCUGCUCGCUGAUAUCUUUCCUCGCUCUCAGGAUGAAGAACCUAAUGACAGGAAGAUUAGUAAAUUGUGUGAAUAUGCAUCCAAAAAUCCUUUCCGUAUGCCCAAGAUCACUAGUUAUCUUGAGCAUAGAUUUUACAGGGAAUUGAGAAACGAGCGACUUCACUCUGUUAAAGUCAUCAUAUGUAUCUACAGAAAGCUGUUGAUUUCUUGUAAAGAGCAAAUGCCUCUAUUUGCAAGUAGUUUGCUUGGAAUCAUCCACAUCCUACUAGAUCAAGCACGUCAUGAUGAAAUGCGAAUUUUAGGAUGCCAAUCUCUCUUCGAUUUUGUUAAUAACCAAAGGGAUGGUACCUAUAUGUUUAACUUAGAUGGAUUGAUUCCCAAACUUUGCCUUUUAGCGCAAGAAAUAGGAGAGGAAGGGAGAGAAAAACAAAUGCGUUCUGCUGGCCUUCAAGCCCUCUCAUCUAUGAUUUGGUUUAUGGGUGAAUUUUCCAACAUAUCAGCAGAAUUUGACAAUGUUAUUUCUGUUGUCUUGGAUAAUUAUGGGGAUCUUAAAAAUACUUCCAGUUCUUCUGCCCACAAUGAGAAAGAUACUCAGGAUGCAACUGCAGUAGUUUCCCAUUCACGCGAACACAUAACAAGGAUGUGUUCAUGGAGGAUGAUAGUUACUGAAAAGGGGGAAAUGAUUGUGUCUCUGGAAGAUGCUCAGAACCCAGAAUUUUGGUCAAGGGUUUGCCUGCAUAAUAUUGCUAAGUUGGCUAAGGAAGCUACAACUAUGCGGCGUGUCUUGGAAUCUUUCUUCCGCUAUCUUGAUAAUGGCAAUCUCUGGUCUCCAAAACUUGGGCUUGGUCUUUCCAUCUUGGUAGAUAUGCAAGUAAUAAUGGAGACUUUAGGGCACAACUCACACUUUAUGCUUGCAAUUCUCAUCAAGCACCUCGAUCACAAGAAUGUUCUAAAAAAUCCUAUCAUGCAGAUUGACAUUGUUAAUGUCGCCACCUCCCUUGCUCAGCGUACAAAUGCCCAACCAUCUGUCGCCAUAAUCGGUGCACUAAGUGAUAUGAUGAGACAUCUUCGAAAAAGUAUACAUUGCUCCCUUGAUGAUGCUAACUUGGGAGCGGAAAUUGUACAAUGGAACCAGAAACACCAAGCUUCAGUUGAUGCUUGCCUUGUGGAGUUGUCCCAAAAGGUUGGAGAUGCAGGUCUUAUUCUAGACAUGAUGGCUGCAAUGCUAGAAAAAUUGUCAAAUAUUCCUGUAAUGGCCAAAACAUUGAUUUCUACUGUCUACCGGACAGCUCAAAUUGUGGCAUCAAUACCAAAUUUGGUGUAUCAAGAUAAGGCAUUUCCUGAGGCAUUAUUUCAUCAAUUACUACUGGCAAUGGUUUGCUCAGACCACGAGACCAGAGUUGGUGCUCACCGCAUAUUUUCUGUUGUUCUUGUUCCAUCAUCUGUCUGCCCACGUCCUCAUGCUUCUAUUCCCCCCUCAACAGAUCCUAUUUAUAUUCAAAGAACACUCUCAAGAACUGUUUCUGUGUUCUCCUCUUCAGCGGCACUUUUUCAGAAAGUGAAAGUUGAGCACUAUUCUGUACAAGAGAUCUUCUUAAAGGUGGACGAAAAGCCUAUAAUUCAACAGGUUUCAAAGGUUGAAAGUGAUUCCAUUUUGAACAGACUGAAAUCAAGUUACAGCCGGGUUUACACUGUGAAAAAGGAUCCAUCAAUUCCAGCUUUAGGUUCAGUUAUAGGCGAUGAAGAUCCAAAGAUCAACAAUAAUACCAUAUUGAAUAGACUGAAAUCCAAUUACAGCCGAACUUAUAGUAUGAAAAGGUAUCCACCUAGUACGGUUGCUGAUGAGAAACCUUUGAUAAGUUCAGAAAAGGAACCGACAAUGUUCCUUAGGCUUAGCAGCCGCCAGAUUACCAAUUUGCUCUCAUCAAUAUGGGCACAAUCUAUCUCUUCUCUAAAUAAACCUGAAAACUAUGUAGCAAUUGCUCAUACUUACUGCCUCGUGUUGCUAUUUGCACGGACUAAGCACUCCAGUCACGAGACGUUCAUUCGAAGUUUCCAACUAGCAUUUUCGUUGCGGAGCAUUUCCCUUGCGGGAGGUCAAUUGCAACCAUCACAUCGUAGAUCCCUUUUUACUUUGGCAACAUCAAUGAUCAUCUUCACAUCAAAAGCCUACAACAUCAUGCCUCUUGUCCCUCGUGCUAAAGCUGCCCUUACUAGUGAAACAGUUGAUCCAUUUCUAAAGUUGGUAGAAGAUUGCAAGUUACAGGUUGCUAGUUUAGGACAAGACAGUUCCAAACGGGUUUAUGGAUCAAAAGAAGACAAUGAAGAUGCCGUGAAAUCACUUUCAGCAGUCGAUACGAGUGAAAACCAAUCUAAAGAGUCAUUUGCCAAGCUAAUUCUGCAGACAUUGGAUAAUAUAUCAGAAAACGAGCUCUCAUCUAUUAGAGAGCAACUACUUCAAGAUUUUUUGCCAGACGAUGCUUGCCCGUUGGGAACUCAGUUUUCUGUCACACCAGGAGAAAUUUAUCAAUGUGGACCUAAGAAUGACGGAACUCCUGACAUGGUUAAUCCAUUAUUUUCAACUGAUAAUGAUAAUUUAUGUGAGGAGCCUCAAAGUCAAAAUGAUAAGACCUUGGGAAGUCCAACUCUCAUGAGUGCUGAUGAACUUUUGGAGUUGGUUUCCACUAUAUCAAAUCAAGUAGGGAGAUCAUCAGGCUCCUUCCCGACAAAUAUGCCCUACAAGGAAAUGGCUGGUAACUGCGAGGCCCUUUCAGAAGAAAAGCAGCAUAAGAUAUCCAAUUUUAUGAGCUCUCAAUCAAGUGAAAGGCGACGUUCAGGUAGAACUUCCAACAAUGACAACAACAAUCAGUUAAAGGAAGAACCUUCAAGGCGUCGCGUUCAAUUCAAUGUAAAUACGAGCGGAAACCCAUUCGUUGACUCAGAUUUUCCCAAGUACCGGAAUUCGUCCAUGGACAUCCUUCCAAGGGUUUGUUCAAUUGAGUACCAAACUCAUCCCCACCUCUUCGACCUACUACCAUGCUCAAACCCAUACGAUAACUUUCUAAAGGCAGCUGGUUGUUAGAGCCAUAUGGUAAUAAUGAUGACUGGCUAUAAAUUUCAAGGUGAGAAAGCGAAAGCUCCCUGGCUCUGCCUUAUGUAUUGGCCAUCUUCUCAUAUUAAUGCAAGUUCUUGCCAUCUUUUUUGUACAUAUUCGUUUAAUCCAUUCGUGCCAUUCUCUUGCUGGAGAGAUGCUCAUCAAAUAGUACUUCUUUUUGGUUGCUUCAGCUGGCAUGCUCACAGAUUGUUGAAACCAGUUAUUGGUGGUGCCCCUGGAUUAUGUAUGGUAGAUAUAGAUUUUUAGACGGGUUUUCUUUCUGCAAUUUGGAUUCCAUGGCCAUCUCUGUCCAUUUGUAAAAAGUACAGAUAAUGGGCUUGUAAGUAAGGAGGUUCCAUUUGUAAAAGGAACAUUUGUGAUAUAUAAAUACUAUAGGAUUAUAACUGUAGUUUAUUUAGGUGAGGGCUCCUUUCAUUCCCCUCUCUUAAUUAAGUUCAUAAGUUUUAGCUCAUCUAGUUCAAGCAUGGUAUAGGGUCGAUAUUUGAAAUUUAGAAAGUUUCAAUUACAUUAUUUAACUUUAGAUUAUGCUUCUAUUUAGUGUCAUGUUAGUGCCAUCGAUGA